Molecule: messenger RNA, 560 nt
Organism: Notothenia coriiceps (black rockcod)
Lineage: Eukaryota; Metazoa; Chordata; Actinopteri; Perciformes; Nototheniidae
Product: GPI ethanolamine phosphate transferase 2-like
Exons: 2
Coding region: 44-496 (150 amino acids)
Biological process (GO): GPI anchor biosynthetic process
Cellular component (GO): endoplasmic reticulum membrane
Source: RefSeq, a predicted model, not a curated record
GGCUCUCACCACUGGCACUAUCCCAGGCUUCAUUGAUGUGGUAAUGAACCUGAAUUCUCCGGCACUGCUGGAAGACAACCUCAUCUGGCAAGCCAAAACAGCAGGGAAGAGGAUGGUCUUCUACGGGGAUGACACCUGGGUGCGCCUCUUCCCCAAACACUUCAUGGAGCACGAUGGCACCACCUCCUUCUUCGUAUCCGACUACACGGAGGUUGACAACAAUGUGACCCGUCACUUGGAUAGCACCCUGAAGAGAGACGAUUGGGACAUUCUGAUCCUGCACUAUCUGGGCCUUGACCACAUCGGCCACAUCAGCGGACCCCACAGCUCGCUCAUCCAGCCCAAACUGAUGGAGAUGGAUGACAUCCUGAAGAAGAUUCACAGUGCCCUCAUUUCAAAGGUAAUUUCUUGUUUUCCUAAACCAGGGGUAGCCAACACGAGAGUCGCCCGCGGGGCAUGUUCUAAAAAUAGCUCGCCAAGCAAAUCCAAAAUGUAAAAAAUACACAAAACAAAAAAGGAAAUGUAAUUAAAAUAAUCUACCCUAUCCAUAAACGAAACCU